GAGUUAAAAGCAGAGUGAAUAGUGUAUUACGUACGAAGUCGUAGUGGCGGCAGUACAACGAGAGGUGUGUUAGGCUUGGGAUAUUUGAAGAGUUACGAUUGUGCAUCAGGUUGUGAAAUUAUUUUUACGAUAAAAUUUAUUUUCAUAUGCGUCGCAAGAAUCCCUAUUAAUCGUGUUUUAUAGUUUAUAACAGAUGAUAUGGCGGAAGCACAUUCAGCUGUAGCAUUUAGUUUUUCCAUUACUCAUGAAGGCUGGGAUGUUAAUUUUGAUAGAGAAGUUUUACAUUUAGUAUGGCAAUCAGGUAUACGUUCUUGGAAAAAAAGAUUUUUCAGAUUUGUUAAUAAUUUAAGAAGUGGGGUAUAUCCUGCCUCCUUGGAAAGUUUAUGGCUUACUCUAACUGUAGUGACUGCGAUACAUUUUGCUGGCUACAAGGUACCUUAUGACCUUGUUGGUAAAGCUGCACCAUAUCUUUCAGGAUCUUCAGUAUUGGCACACUUAGCAGGAUCUUUUAUAGUUGGGCUGCUUUUGUGGUUGGUAGUAAUAUAUGUAAUUCGAUACACCUUUAAAUUAUUGCUUAUGUACAAAGGAUGGAUAUAUGAAUCAAGAGAAAAAGGAUCCAGUGCUACACGGGUUACCAAAGUGUGGACUACAUUAGUGAAAUUAUUCUUUGGGUGGCAUAAACCAAUGCUCUAUAGUUUUCAAGGAUCGUUGCCACGGUUACCAUUACCUUCAGUGGAAGAUACAAUGAAACGGUACCUACGAAGUGUCCGUCCACUACUUGAUGAUGAAAAUUAUGCUCGAAUGGAAACAUUGGCUAAUGAAUUCCAAAAGGGAAUUGGCGUGAAACUUCAGCGUUAUUUAAUUUUGAAAUCAUGGUGGGCUACAAAUUACGUUUCUGAUUGGUGGGAAGAUUAUGUUUAUUUACGUGGAAGAUCCCCUAUCAUGGUGAAUUCAAACUUUUAUGGUAUUGACGCCAUUCUUAUGUACCCUACUAAUGUACAAGUUGCCCGUGCUGCAAGUGUUAUUUAUUCAUGUCUACAGUACAGACGACUCAUUGAACGGCAAGAAUUAGAACCGAUAUUGAUUCAAGGAUUAGUACCACUUUGUUCAUGGCAAUAUGAAAGAUUAUUUAAUACUACAAGGAUACCAGGACGUGAAACAGAUAAAAUCACACAUUAUCAGGAUUCUAAACAUAUUGUAGUAUAUCAUAAAGGAAGAUAUUUCAAAGUUCUCAUUUAUCAUAAAAACAGAAUUCUUCAACCAUGUGAAAUUGAAAUACAAAUGCAACAAAUUUUAGAUGAUAAAUCAGAACCAUUAGAAGGUGAAGAGAAAUUGGCUGCAUUAACAGCUGGUGAAAGAACUGCAUGGGCAAUAGCUAGAGAAGAAUUUUUCUCAAAGGGGAUAAAUAAAGCAUCCCUAGAUCUCAUUGAAAAAGCUGCAUUUGUAGUUGCAUUAGAUGAUGUACCAUAUGUAUAUGAUGCAGAAGACCCAGACAAAUUAGAUCAGUAUGGUCGAAUUUUAUUGCAUGGUAAAGGAUAUGAUAGAUGGUUCGAUAAAUCUUUUACCUUGUGUAUAGGCAACAAUGGUAGAACUGGCUUUAAUGCGGAACAUUCAUGGGCAGAUGCUGCAGUGAUGUCACAUUUGUGGGAGUACGUGAUAUCUCAGGAAAACAGCAAUAGAGAGGCUGAUGCGCCUAUUAUGGGAUCGCUAUGGGAAUAUGUUAUCGCUAAUGAGGUGGAAAUGGGAUACAAAGAAGAUGGAUAUAAUAAGGGAACACCAGAAUUCACACCACCUGCUCCAGUUCGGCUUCAGUGGGAUUUAAAUCCAAGUUGCAUAGCUGCCAUUGAAGAAUCGAAUCAAGUUGCACAGAAUUUACUAAAUGAUGUUGAAUUACGCAUUUAUGUACAUGAUGCAUAUGGUAAAGGCUUCAUGAAAGUUAAUUCAAUGUCACCGGAUGCAUACAUACAAAUGGCUUUACAGUUAGCAUAUUUCCGUGAUGCUGGUAAAUUUAAUUUAACUUAUGAAGCAUCAAUGACUAGACUAUUCAGAGAAGGAAGAACAGAGACAGUCAGACCAUGUACAAUUGAAUCUACAGAAUGGGUGAAAGCGAUGGAAAGUAAAGAUACAAAUAUAGAGACAAAGUAUGAACUUCUGUUAACAGCAGCAAAACAACACCAAAAAGGUUAUCAAAAUGCUAUGUGUGGUAAAGGAAUAGAUAGACACUUAUUUUGUUUAUAUGUAGUAUCCAAAUAUUUAGAAGUGGACUCUCCUUUCUUAAAGGAAGUUUUAAGUGAACCAUGGAAGUUAUCUACUUCGCAAACACCACAUGGUCAAACUUCAUUAAUAAAUUUGAAAAAACAUCCAAAUUGUAUCUCUGCAGGAGGAGGUUUUGGCCCUGUAGCUGAUGAUGGUUAUGGUGUUUCGUACAUUAUUGCUGGAGAAAAUCUUCUAUUUUUCCAUAUUUCAUGUAAACGUAGUUCUCCAAAGACAAAUGCUGCCCGAUUUGCGAAACAAAUAGAAAAAGCAUUAGCCGAUAUGAAGAAUUUGUUUCUUGAAAGAAAGAAAUUGCAAGCUCAAAAGAAUGGUUCUAUGUAAUCAUUUUGCAGCAAAACACAAUGCAGUUACAAUAGUAUACUAAUGAAAAUUUGUGAUUUUAAUUAUCUUUUUUAAUGU
This is a messenger RNA of Eufriesea mexicana, 2673 nucleotides long. It is a transcript of the gene whd, whose product is annotated as carnitine O-palmitoyltransferase whd. Gene Ontology annotation, biological process: fatty acid metabolic process; carnitine metabolic process. The transcript has 16 exons. Bases 199 to 2595 code for a protein of 798 amino acids. Gene Ontology annotation, cellular component: mitochondrion. The record is from RefSeq and is a predicted model, not a curated record. Gene Ontology annotation, molecular function: carnitine O-palmitoyltransferase activity. Lineage: Eukaryota; Metazoa; Arthropoda; Insecta; Hymenoptera; Apidae.